AUGUCAAAUUUGGCUGGUAAGCAGUAACUUGGUGGGGUAAAUUUGGACUUAAAUCCUUCCGCACGGACAUUAGUGGAAUUCGAAUGCCUUGUCAAUGUUGGUUAUGCUUCUUUUUAUCUUCUUUUAUUUGUGGUUCACGAAGACCUGGCAACCUCGCCGAGAUAUCGCUCAGAAUCACCGGAGAGCCAGCCGGUCCCUCCAUCACUUUGUCUCUCCUUUGUCCCGAGAUUUAUCCCAUUCCUUGGGAGAUCUGUGACCUGAAUUUUAUCUUGUCACAAGUAUUCGAAUAUUUGACGAUAUCUUCAAAUUUGAACAAUGAACGCCUAAAUACCAUCAUCAACUCUACGUUGAUCUCAGAAUCUAUUAUACUGCCUUAAUCUACAAUUUGUUCGACGCAUCGAGAGACAAUGUCCUCAAUAACCAAUGUCAUGCGUCUCCUAAACAAUGUCAUCACUGGUGAAUACCCAGAAUACCUUCCACGCUCUAGUUCAGAAGUCAUCACAUUGCUCGGAGGGUUGAAAUCCCGGGAAGAGGUUUACCUCUCGCAUUAUCGGAGAAUGAAAGGAGUCACGAGCCACGAAUUGAAGAGGGUGUAUGAUUUUGUAGCAGCUUCUAUCGUAAUGGUCACAGAUAUUACCAAAGAGCUCAUGGAGUUGGCCUUUAUUGAUUCUAGGGUUAAAUCAUUCCAUGUAUAUGAGGCCCUCAGAAUUCUUUAUCUGGCAUUUGGUGCCUUUCAGAGGUUAGCCGGCAAAGUCAAAACGCUUCCCCAGCCAGAAAAAGACCGUUGCUUCGGCUACGUGGGAGGUUGCUACAACUACUCCAUUCUAUUUCAAAAACUGCUCUAUCCCGAAGACGAAUGCGAUCACCUCGAAAUCUACACCCAAGCUCUCGGGCACGAUUUCCAAUUCUGUUUCAAGAUAGAUACCGAUCAGGAUUACUCUUCGCCAGGCUCAUCUCUAAGAAACGGAUUCGAGAAAACGCUCAGCGCAUGCAUACCUCCUGCAAAUCAAAUACCUGUAUGCUGUCAUUUAACAGCACAGCCUGACAAGCCGGUGUGCCCGCAGUUUUAUCGAAAUCCAUAUUUUUAUGGACCAAGAAACCUUCGAAAUCAGAAUCAUGAAUCGAAUAGAGGCUAUUUCAAGAUGAAGGAAGAUAGAGAGAGAGGGGUGUAUCGCACGAAGGCGGCGACGACCAGUGAUAUAAGUUACAACCAUGGAGGGAAAGUGGUUAAAGAACCGAAAGUCCAGGCAAUGCGUCGGCGGAAGCGACAGAUACGCGAUCUGGAGGCAUACUCUGGGUAAACACACACAGUAGCAUAAGGAAAAGCCAGAUUCGGGCGUUGAGUGAUGAGAUAUACUUUAUGAUUAUGAUAAUGAUGAUGGAGAUAUACGACGAGCAGAUAAACGACAAACAGAUAUACGACGAACAGCCGUGGCAUGAUGAAUUAGCAUAUUAGAAAUAUUUUACAUGUACAAGAUAAUGAAUCAUGAACAUCUCUUUCUAUAUCCCAAUCUACACAUCUAAAUAUCGACCGCCAAUUCGUGC
Messenger RNA from Botrytis sinoallii, 1545 nucleotides. RefSeq lists its product as uncharacterized. The record is from RefSeq and is a predicted model, not a curated record. Bases 408 to 1301 code for a protein of 297 amino acids. Lineage: Eukaryota; Fungi; Ascomycota; Leotiomycetes; Helotiales; Sclerotiniaceae. The transcript is spliced from 4 exons.